AUGAGUGACUGUUAUGAUUGCACAGAUGAAAAUUAUCCCAACCAAAAGCAGGAUUCAUGUGUUCCCAAAGAUAUAAGUUUCUUGUCAUAUAAAGAACCUUUGGGGAUCAUUUUAGCCUGUUUGGCUCUUUUCUGUUCCGCGAUCACAUUUCUGAUACUAAGAACAUUUUUAAUGCAUCACAACACUCCCAUCAUCAAAGCCAGCAAUCGGGAUCUCACCUAUAUUCUUCUUGUCACCCUUUUGCUUUGCUUCCUGUAUACAUUAGUAUUCAUCGGUCAGCCCAGUAAGGUGGCAUGCAUUCUCCGUCAAACUGGUUUCAGCAUCAUCUUCUCUGUCGCUAUUUCCUGUAUUCUGGCCAAGACUAUUACUGUGGUCCUGGCUUUCAUGGCAACCAAGCCAGGAAGCAGGAUGAGCCAAUGGAUUGGGAAAAGAUUGGGCUAUGCUUUUGUUUUAUCUGGCUUCUUAAUUCAGACUGGGAUUUGCAUUAUAUGGCUGUCCAUCUCUCCUCCUGUCCCAGAUGCUGACCUGCACUCAGGGAAUGGAAAAAUUGUCCUACAAUGUAAGGAAGGGUCAUUGAUUUUGUUUUACUCGGCAAGGUGUUAUAUGGGCUUCUUGGCAAUUACUAGUUUUAUAGUAGCUUUCUUUGCAAGGAAAUUACCAGAUACUUUUAAUGAAGCCAGGUUUAUCACCUUCAGUAUGUUGAUCUUCUGCAGUGUUUGGAUAUCCUUCAUCCCAACCUAUCUGAGCACCAAGGGGAAAUACACCAUAGCUGUGGAGAUCUUCUCAAUGUUAGCCUCAAGUGCUGGGCUGCUGAUCUGUAUCUUUUUCCCCAAAUGCUACAUUAUAGUUCUAAGGCCAGAGUUGAAUAACAAGCAGAUAAGAAAAAAGAGAAGUAGUUAA
Molecule: messenger RNA, 900 nt
Organism: Notechis scutatus (mainland tiger snake)
Lineage: Eukaryota; Metazoa; Chordata; Lepidosauria; Squamata; Elapidae
Source: RefSeq, a predicted model, not a curated record